Pseudophryne corroboree (corroboree frog) is the source of this 1368-nucleotide messenger RNA. RefSeq lists its product as uncharacterized. The transcript has 3 exons. NCBI's taxonomy places the organism in Eukaryota, Metazoa, Chordata, Amphibia, Anura, Myobatrachidae. The record is from RefSeq and is a predicted model, not a curated record. The coding region runs from base 289 to 969 and encodes 226 amino acids.
CCCGAUCUGUUUGAGUCUACAGGGUUAACAGACGAGACUUUUCUUGGGUUUGAGGACAGCCGUGCAGACGUAUCCAGCCAGACCCUUGAAAAGUCUUCAGAUACGAGGACAAGUGAAGCUCCUGGAGCAGCGGCACCACAGGAUGGAGAAGUGGUGCCACGGACCAGCAGCGGUCUAGCUUCGGGAAUUGGUUCCUACUUCAGGCCGGAUCUCCUCCUACAGGAGUCGUCAGAGGAUGACGAGGUGGAAGUGCAGCAGGCUGCAGUUGCUACAUCCCUGUCUGCCCAAAUGCAAGUGGUGGCAGACGUCCAGGAAGGGCAGAAUCCCUCAACUGUUCAGAGGGUUCACACCCUGGCAUCGGAGAUUACUUCCCGCCAGGAUACGUACACAAAUGUCGUUGGAAGCAGACUGGACAACAUUGAGAGGACAAUGGAGAAGAUGUCAAACAGUCUGCUUGAAAUGCAGAAGGCUCUUGCCGACAGCACGGCCACAAUGCUACAGGUCAGAAUGCAAGAUCAUAGGGAGAAUAUGGACGUCCUUCACAUUCUGGCCGAAUCCAUGGGCCGGCUCGUGGAGAACACAACAUGUCUGGCACACAGCAAUACCAACAUGUCGGAGAGCCAUCGACAAUCCUCAUCCAGCCAACAGCUCAUCGCAACCACACUGCAGAUGAUCUAUGACAAGCUCCCAGAACCAGCUCAUCAACACGCUGGUGAUCCACCAUUUCCGCCGUCACAAGCCACAAGGACGCCUCGUACCCUUCCUCAACUACCAUCCCAGUACAGACAGUCACAGAUGUACCAGGGAUAUACAGGGAUGUACCCCACCCACCAGAUGCCUCCACCACCGGCCGCCACAUCUACAGCUGCAUGGGCACAGAGGCCCAGUCAACGCACUACCCAGCCUCCCAGGACAUCGACACCCCACCCUCAGGAGGAACACCAGGAUCCGGACAGACUUCCACCAUAAGCCCGGUCGUAUUUUUUUAUUUACUUCUAUGUUUUUCAUGUAUCCCUUUCUUCCCCUCCCAUUAGUUUGUUAUUUUUCUUACUAUUGUUUUUUCUUUGUUGGGCUUCCCCACCCGUGACCGGGUACUACCAAGGAGCUUUGUGUAGGCAUACAUGCGCGGGCAUGUAUGCGGGCGCGUGUGGUAACGGAUGAAAGCUCCUUGUGGCUACAUGUAUGAUGGGCCAAAGAGCAAUUCUGAUACCACUCUUUUACCAAAAAAAUCCUUUUUGUAAUGGUGUACAAUAGGCUUUCACUGUUGUGUGAAUUUACUAUUCACUAGUGUGUGUUUUUGGCUUAUUCAUAGGAUUGGGUGGAAAAUUGAAGUGGACGGCAUAAGUUCGUGUUGUGCGUACCAAGGUG